Molecule: messenger RNA, 482 nt
Organism: Limulus polyphemus (Atlantic horseshoe crab)
Lineage: Eukaryota; Metazoa; Arthropoda; Merostomata; Xiphosura; Limulidae
Product: calcium-binding protein NCS-1-like
Exons: 6
Coding region: 60-482 (140 amino acids)
Molecular function (GO): calcium ion binding
Source: RefSeq, a predicted model, not a curated record
UCCUAAUAAAGCAGUAGUUAAUAUUAACAAAUUUCAGUAGUUAUGGUAACUUAAGUACUAUGGGGACGGCAGCUUCUUUCCUUUUCAAGGGUAUGGGAAAAAGUUCAAGUAAGCUGAAUAGAAAUGACCUGCAGGAGUUGGAGUCAACAACACGCUUUGAAGCAAGACAGCUUCAGAAAUGGUACAGAGACUUUAUUCAAGAUUGCCCGGACGGUCACAUGACGAAGGAGGUGUUUGAGAAAAUUUACGGUCAGUUUUUCCCGGUUGGAAAUCCGUCCCCAUUUGUUGACUAUAUUUUUAACGUAUUUGAUGCUAACAAGGAUGGUGUCGUCACAUUUAAGGAAUUUAUCACCGCUAUUUCAGUAACAACACAUGGCUCUAUUGACGAAAAACUGAACUUUGGUUGCCGCAAACUAUUAGAAAUAUUACGUUUACAAAUGACUUUGGAUAUAGAUGUUUUUAGAAAUCUAUACCUUCAGUGA